Messenger RNA from Capsicum annuum, 2387 nucleotides. RefSeq lists its product as uncharacterized. Lineage: Eukaryota; Viridiplantae; Streptophyta; Magnoliopsida; Solanales; Solanaceae. The coding region runs from base 617 to 2032 and encodes 471 amino acids. The transcript is spliced from 5 exons. The record is from RefSeq and is a predicted model, not a curated record.
AAUCAAAACAGUUGAAACAAAUAUUUCAUACACAAGCUGCUUCAACAGCUUCAUUCACACCAACAUAUUAGUAUAAUUAGAGAUGAUAUAGAUAUUUAUCUAUAAGUUGCUUCAGCAACUUCAUUCACACUUACAUAUUAGUAUAAUUAGAGAUGAUAUAUUAAAAUCACAUUAAAGAUGGGUAAUAAGUAUAUUACUAAUUGAAAUUGAAAUAGAUAAUAGAUGGGUAAUGGAAAUAGAGACAGAGAAAUGCGACACACAGACGGAUACAGUUGAAAAGAGAGGGAGAGAGGAGUAGCAGAGCAGCAAAAGAAAGGAAGGUGGAGGGUCGGCUUUCAGUUUUCACUAUUAUUUCCCCAUCAAAGAAAGCAACCAACACCACAUUACUUACUAUUACCAACAACAAGCACUGCCCCACUCUGUUGAUCCACCAGUCAUGUUACUGCUUCAUACUCCCCAGUCUCCCCUACUCAUUUUCUUCCUUAGGUACAACCACAUUGCUGGAUACGGUGAGCUAAAUUGAAUUUUAGAGCCUGCUAACAAGUUUCUGUUCAAGAGUUUUAGGGCCUGUCCUCUCGCAUUGUCAUUGGCAUCUGCUGAUAGUUAGAUUGUCCUUAUGGGUUCUCGAUUCCCAUCUCAUCAAUUGAGCAGUGGCCUUUAUGUAUCUGGCCGGCCUGAGCAGCCAAAAGAAAAGACCCCGACUAUGAGCUCAGCUGCCAUGCCUUAUACUGGAGGGGAUAUUAAAAAGUCUGGAGAACUUGGAAAAAUGUUUGUUACUCCAAUGGAUGGCUCGAGGUCACGGAAAUCUGGACCUAUCAACAAUGCCCCGUUGAGAACAGGAUCCUUUAGUAGCGUUACUUCUCAUUCAGGUCAACUUAAUUCAGUCAAUCAUAUGACGACUUCUGGUGGUCCUGGAUAUGUUUCUACGAAGAAGACCAACUCUGGGCCUUUAAAUAAACAUGGGGAGCCUAUGAAGAAGUCCUCUGGUCCUCAAGCUGGAGGAGGUACUGUUUCGUCCCGCCAAAAUUCUGGCCCUAUCGCACCUAUUCUCCCUACCACAGGCCUUAUUACAUCUGGCCCUCUAAAUUCCGCUGGAGCUCCUCGAAAAGUUUCUGGUCGCUUGGAUUCAACAGGGUCAAUCAAGCUGCAGAAUUAUUCUGUAGUUAAUAACCAAGCUGUUACUCGCCUUAACAAAUGUGAAGAAUACUCCUUCCGCAAGAGCUUCCCAAAGACAAUACUUUGGUCCAUCAUUCUUUUAUUUCUGAUGGGAUUUAUUGCUGGUGGUUUUAUCCUCGGUGCUGUUCACAAUCCCAUUCUUCUGGUAGUUGUUGUUGUCCUAUUUGCAAUAGUCAGUGUGGUUUUCACAUGGAAUACUUAUUAUGGAAGAAAAGCUAUUGCUGGUUUCAUUUCUCUGUACCCAGAUGCUGAGCUUAGAACUGCAAAAAAUGGCCAAUUUGUUAAAGUUUCUGGGGUAGUUACCUGUGGAAAUGUCCCUCUUGAAUCCUCGUUUCAGAAGGUUUCUAGAUGCGUAUAUACAGUCGCAAGCUUAUACGAGUACCGAGGGUGGUAUUCAAAAACUGCCAAUCCAGAUCACCGUCGGUUUACUUGGGGUCUUCGUGCACUGGAGCGACAUGUCUCUGAUUUUUAUAUCUCUGAUUUCCAGUCUGGAUUAAGGGCUUUGGUCAAAACUGGCUAUGGUGCAAGAGUAACCCCUUAUGUCGAAGAGUCUAUUGUUGUGGAUAUUGAUCAAUCAAAUAGGGACAUGUCACCUGAAUUUGUCAGAUGGCUGGCAGAGAGAAAUCUAUCCAGUGAUGACCGUAUAAUGCGAUUGAAAGAAGGGUAUAUAAAAGAAGGUAGCACUGUCAGUGUAAUGGGAGUUGUCCAACGGAACGAUAAUGUUCUGAUGAUUGUUCCUCCUGAAGAACCAUUUUCAACAGGAUGUCAGUGGACUAAAUGCAUUCUUCCAGCCAGUCUGGAGGGCAUCAUUUUGAGGUGUGAGGACAGUUCAAAGAUUGAUGUCAUUCCAGUGUAGCACUUAAAACUCUGCUGUUUUUGUUUUAAAUAUGUUGGAGAACCUCUUCCAAUGUCAACAAGAAUGGCAUCUUCACUCAGUUAACCAGAUGUAUAGUUGGUCGAUUUGAUUCGAUUUGUUUUUUAUUUUAUUUCUAUUCUUCCUGUAAUGGUGUUUGGUGUCGUCAAGUGUGUAGAGGCAACAUGUUGAUUACUGAGGAUUUUUGAUAGAGUUCUUUAUCACUAGAAAGUCGGAUACUUUUGUUGAUGUUGGGUGCUAUACGAAACAUUAUGUCCCAUCAGAUACAAGAUACGUUUAUUUGGUAUUAGUUAUUCUUUUGUGGCCAGUUGGCCACUCUCAAGGUUGUUCCUCCAAA